Drosophila albomicans is the source of this 2114-nucleotide messenger RNA. RefSeq names its product gastrulation defective protein 1 homolog. The transcript has a single exon. Bases 102 to 2057 code for a protein of 651 amino acids. The record is from RefSeq and is a predicted model, not a curated record. Gene Ontology annotation, molecular function: protein binding. NCBI's taxonomy places the organism in Eukaryota, Metazoa, Arthropoda, Insecta, Diptera, Drosophilidae. Gene Ontology annotation, biological process: regulation of DNA double-strand break processing. Gene Ontology annotation, cellular component: nucleus; site of double-strand break.
GAUACUCCGAUAAGUUAAACAAACACCUGAGGAAAAACAUAAACAUAAGAGCACAACGUUUAGCAUUUCUUUAAUUCAAUAAUUAAAAUAGAAACCGUGCAAUGCAGCGUGGUAAAAUAUCAUUCGGCAAAAUACAGCUGAACGUAAAUAAAACUCCAGCUGAGCCGAAAAAAGACGAACAAGAAGAUGCCGGUGGAUUUAAGAAAAUGGACAAGCAGCAAAUGAUACGACAAAUUGAAGAUGUGGCCGAGGAUCUGGAAAGUCAGCAUCUGAAGGAAGUGAUGGGCAUCAGUGGCUUUGGACGUAAGGCGGCCAAAGUGUUUGACAUCAAUGAGCAGAUUGCCAAAGCGCGCACAGCAGCGCCGCCUGCUCCAGAGCCACAAGCAGCAGAGAAUGAGGAUGAGGAUGAAGAUGUGAUAGGACCAUUGCCUCCAAGCGCAGCAGUGGCCGAAACUGAGCAGCAACAGUCUGCAGAAGGGACUAAAACCAAGACUCCGCAAGCAGCUUCAACUGAUAAGGACGACGAGGAUGAGGACGACGCCGACAGCGAUGGUGACUCGGAUGGUGAGGAGAGUUUGCCGCGUCGCAUUCCCUACACACACGAAGUGCAAAUGCAGCACGGGUCGCGUGCCGUGCUCGCUUUGGCUGGCGAUCCAUCAGGCGCACGCAUUGUGUCCGGCUCGAUUGACUAUGACAUGUGCUUCUGGGACUUUGCAGGCAUGGACUCGUCCAUGCGCAGUUUUCGCCAGCUGCAGCCAUGCGAGAAUCAUCCAAUUCGUGCACUGCAAUACUCAGUGACUGGCGACAUGAUACUGGUCAUUUCUGGCAAUGCACAGGCCAAGGUGCUGGAUCGCGAUGGGUUCGAGAAACUCGAGUGCUGUAAGGGAGAUCAGUAUAUUAGCGACAUGAGUCGCACGAAGGGGCAUGUGGCACAGCUAACCUCGGGCUGCUGGCAUCCCUUCAAUCGCGAACAAUUCCUCACGGCCGCCUUGGAUGGCACUCUGCGUAUCUGGCAAGGAUUUCGGGUCAAGGAGCAACUGCAGGUGAUUAAAACUAGAGCACAGGGCGGCCUAAGAACGAGUGCCUCGGCCUGCAAUUACAAUCGGGAUGCCACACUGAUUGCGGCGGGCUGUGUGGAUGGCUCCAUACAGACCUGGGAUACACGCAAGAUGUUUGUGAAUACGACGCAUUGUGUGCGGGAUGCGCAUCAAAAGGGCUCCGAGAUCACGUCCAUUGUAUUCUCCUACAUGGGACAACAGCUGGCAACACGUUGCAACGACGAGACCAUGAAGCUGUGGGAUCUGCGCAACUUCAAGAAACCCAUGCACAGUUGGAAGGAUCUUUAUUCACGCUAUGACACCACCGAUUGUUGCUUUAGUCCCGAUGAUCGCAUGCUGGUGACGGGUGAAUCCCUAGCUAAGGGUCAAACGGAGGCAAAUUUGCAUUUCUUCAGCACACAAAGCUUUGAGCAAGUGCAGCGUAUUCCGGUAGCCGGUUCACAUAUCAUCAAAACGCUGUGGCAUCCCAAGUUGAAUCAACUGUUCGUCAGCUGUGGCAAUGGCAUCAUCAAGUGCUACUAUGAUGAGCAUCGUAGCAUACGCGGCGCCAAAUUGUGUGUGGUAAAGACUCAUCGCAAGCGACAACCGAUGGAAAUGGUUGGCGUAUCUCAGAUCAUAACUCCACAUGCCCUGCCCUUGUUCAGGCAAGAGAAAACGCGUUCCUCGCGCAAGAAGAUGGAGAAAGCACGCAUGGAUCCCGUCAAAUCGAAAAGACCCGAUCUGCCUAUUACCAGCGGUCAAGGCGGUCGUGUGGCCAGCUCUGGCGGAACACUCUCAUCCUACGUCAUACGGAAUUUGGGUCUGAGCAAGCGUGUGGACGAUGAUCAGGAUCCACGUGAAGCUAUCCUGAAAUUCGCUAAAGAUGCGGCAGAGAAUCCUUAUUGGAUUGCGCCUGCCUACAAGCAAACUCAGCCCAAGGCUAUAUUCUCCGAAAAACUGCCCGCUGAUGAAGGAGCUCCCUCAGCCAAGAAAACCAAAACGGAAUCGGAUGCCACCUAGUUUAUAAAUAGACAUUACCUCUGAUUAUUUUAGCUUAUAAAUAAAUACAGAUUUUAU